Molecule: messenger RNA, 686 nt
Organism: Peromyscus californicus insignis
Lineage: Eukaryota; Metazoa; Chordata; Mammalia; Rodentia; Cricetidae
Product: MIEF1 upstream open reading frame protein
Exons: 3
Coding region: 364-576 (70 amino acids)
Source: RefSeq, a predicted model, not a curated record
CGGAGCCCCGAGAUGGUCAGGGCCCGACUGAGUCCCCGGCUCCGCCCCCGGAGGGAGGCUGCGGAGGGGCAGACCGGAAGUCCUUCCGCCUCCGCCCGCCUCCGUGCUCAUUGCCUCGUCUCCGUCGGCCCGGCGAGCGAGGUCGUGCCCCGGAAGUAAAGGGGCCAUGUUGAUGGGUGACCCCGAGAGAGGUACUGGGCGAGUGGAGAGUCCUGAGGAGAGGUAGCGCGUGGCCCGCGGGGAUUUUGGGAGGAUUCAUCCAUCUAGCAUAGUUAUGAGCCUGUUGUGCACUGGGCCCUGGCUGGGAAAGUUUGCUGAACACCCGGAAGUGCUGCACACAUAGUGUAGUGCUUGUCGUCCCCCAUGGCCCCGUGGAGCCGAGAGGCGGUUUUGAGUCUGUACCGGGCUCUGCUGCGCCAAGGCCGAGAGCUUCGCUACACUGAUCGAGACUUCUACUUUGCUUCCAUCCGCCGUGAAUUCAGAAAAAAUCAGAAGCUUGAGGAUCUAGAGGCUCGGGAGAAGCAGCUGGAGAAGGGCCUGGUCUUCCUCCGUAGCAGACUCGGAGGCCUUAUUUAGGAGCCUCUCUUUUCCCUCCUACCCUGAUUCCAAGAAGAGGACACAGGUGCCUUCAGUAGAGACUCCUGGCUCCCCCCACCCCACCUCACAGAUGCUUUAGGAAACCUCAG